CCUGUCAGUCUAGCGUUGUUUCGCCGCAUGAUCGCUGAAGAAGAAGAAUCGCGGAAGAAGGGAAAGGUUUCCAUAGAAGGUUUCCUGACGGAUCACCGGGCUAACCAGUUAACAAAGAUAACUACCCGUCUUAUCGGCAAUUUAAUCAAGUAUACCGGUUAGAUAGACACCCGGACCGAAGUAUCAAGAUGACAGCCGCACCUUACAACUACUCCUACAUCUUCAAAUACAUCAUCAUCGGUGAUAUGGGAGUAGGAAAGUCCUGUCUGCUGCACCAGUUCACGGAGAAAAAAUUCAUGGCUGACUGUCCUCACACCAUCGGGGUGGAGUUUGGGACGAGGAUCAUGGAGGUUAACGGUCAGAAAGUGAAGCUGCAGAUCUGGGACACAGCCGGUCAGGAGCGCUUCAGGGCUGUCACCAGGUCCUAUUACAGAGGGGCUGCCGGGGCCCUCAUGGUGUACGACAUCACCAGGAGAAGUACUUAUAAUCACUUGAGCAGCUGGUUAACAGAUGCCAGGAACCUGACCAACCCAAACACAGUGAUCAUUCUGAUUGGAAACAAGGGCGACCUGGAGGCUCAGAGAGACGUGACGUACGAGGAGGCCAAACAGUUUGCGGAGGAGAAUGGUUUGCUGUUUCUAGAGGCCAGCGCUAAGACAGGGGAGAAUGUGGAAGAGGCCUUCUUGGAAGCGGCAAAGAGAAUUUAUCAGAACAUCCAAGAUGGCAGUCUGGACUUGAACGCUGCCGAGUCAGGAGUCCAGCACAAACCGUCUGCGCCGCAAGGAGGUCGCCUCAACGCCGACAGCCAACCGGCCAAAGAAGGCUGCAGCUGCUAACCACAGACCCAUCAGACAGACGGACGGACGGACAGAAGCAGACAGAUACGUACACAGAGAUCCACCAGGCACUAACAUGCGUCUUCUAUCCAGAGUGUGUCAAACAGGAUUUAGCUGGAUUACAUUUAACAGUCCAACCAACUGUUGUCAAAUCCAGACCUCAGUUCAAUACCCAAAACAAGAUUCAACCAUCCUCCACCCAAUCCGAUAUUUACCAGCUUUGGUUAAAUCAGAACACCCGCUACCAAAUCCAGAAACAUUCCAGAUGUCUAUGUGCCACCUCUGGAUCAGUGUUGGUCAACUCCCAAAUCAGGACCACCCUAGACCUUAGCUGGAUCACUGUUUGCACAAAAUGAAUCCCUAAGCAUAAAUCCCGGCCACUCUUGGUCCACACUUGGAUCAUGCUAGGUCUCAUUCCAGCUUAGUCACUAUGCCCAUCGCCAGGCAAACUUUUCCCCAAAACUGGACGACCCUCUGGACAUUCCAAGAUUAAAGCGCUGUUGGCCUGACUCAAGUGAAGGUUGUCCAAUUUAGGACUACCCUGGUCACACUUGAUAACACAAUUUAUUCAUUAUUAUUAGUUAACAAAUAAAGACACAAGACUCCAACUACAGCCCAAAUCUGAUCUACACUUCACUAAAAUGCAGAUCACCCAAAAAAAAACUUAAACAUCCAGGCUGGCUUGGCCCAAAGGUAGGCCAAACUUGGACUGUUGUAAGCCCAGAAUAGCACCACCCUUAGCCCACCAACCGAUAACCAUUUUCCCCAAGACUGAACCCAACUCAAGUGAGGGUAUUCCAACUACUUUUGUCCCAAAUGUUAAACACCAAUAAGACAGAUACAGAUUCAAUGCUUAAAUUCGGACAAACCUGCAGUCCAAAUCUGGACAACACCUCAUUAAAAAACGGAUCACCCAAGUCUCAACUCCAGACAUUCCUAUGGACAGAUUCAAAGCCUUGGCUCAAGCCAGACUGCUUAUUGGUCCAAAUCGAGGACCACCUCUAGUCCAAAUAUUCAUAUUUAGCUUUAAUCUGAUCUGCUAUAAAUCCAGAUCGUCCAAACGCCCAACUCUGGCGUUCAUGCUUUGAUAUAAACGUUGGGAUUAAUAGUCAUACUUAUGUCUUAUGUGUGUGGUAUCCCAUCAUUUGUUGUUCAGUCGGAAAAGUCUUAAAAAUUCAUGCUUCAAAUCCAUUAAUUCUAACAGAGUGGCCUGGACUCUCCUCAUAUCACUUGUUCCCCAUGCAGGAGUUUCCAAACCGCUGCCCUUCGAGCUGACCCGUUGCAUUUACACAGUGUCGGUAAUGUGGAUCCGAAGAUGCAUUUACACUGUAGUUGAUGAUGUGGAUUGGAGACUUUUGAAUCUGUUGUUCUGUUGGAGUUCCAGCAAUAUUCACACCUAAAGCUGAUGAUAUAAUUUUACUUGUUUGACUACCAAUCACCUCGAAUGCAGGUUAAAUGAGUACUCCAUGCUUAGUACACUUAACCUCUGAAAAUACUUGUGUAAUGUCUUCUGUGGCUAUGGAGGAGCUUCCUAAAGUCUGCAAAAAAUAACUCUGACGAUGUAAUUUGGCCUGGGUUAGAAGACCACCUAUAACAAAAGCCUAUUUCAAACAGCGGGUGUGCAGUUUGAAAGUCGUGGGCAUUCACCAGGCUAAGUGGGUCUACCGAAAGACGGUACGAAUCUGCUUAACGAAAAUUGUAGGAUCCAUGGUUUUGGAGUUUGUCCUAUAUUAUUUACUAAAAGUCAGAACACCUCAGCCUUUGCUGCUUUAGUUUUGACCAGUCUUUCUUUAACAUGUCUCUCACAAGUUCCCCAACUUUAUAAAAGUGCGAUAAAAGCUUUAGCUGACUUCAAAUACACUAGUUCGGUCACGUCUAAAUCACUUGAGUAGCCCCUUUAACCCCAGCUGGAAGAGGGAGGUCACAGAGAAGAUCGGAAAAUGUUAACCGAAAAGAGCCAGGAUCUCAGUACAGAUAGACCCACAUAUAAACACACAUGCACAGAUUACAGGUCUUUGUGGGUCCAACUUUUAGGACCUGAUCCAAAACGGACCUGAAACCAUAUUCGGAUCCAACGUGCAUAAAGAGUUUUCUUUUUUAAGAGACUAAAUCUGAAAAGUUUGUGAGGACACUAUUCUGCUUACCAAAUGAUACUAAACAUUAUCUGGACCCGGCCUUACUUGGCUCCUGGGUCUGGUCUCUGUUACUAGGGACCGAGUGGAU
This is a messenger RNA of Perca flavescens (yellow perch), 3059 nucleotides long. Its product is annotated as ras-related protein Rab-14. Lineage: Eukaryota; Metazoa; Chordata; Actinopteri; Perciformes; Percidae. The record is from RefSeq and is a predicted model, not a curated record. Gene Ontology annotation, cellular component: recycling endosome; trans-Golgi network; phagocytic vesicle. The transcript is spliced from 8 exons. The coding region runs from base 189 to 836 and encodes 215 amino acids. Gene Ontology annotation, biological process: defense response to bacterium; Golgi to endosome transport; phagosome maturation. Gene Ontology annotation, molecular function: GTPase activity; GTP binding.